AUGAGCGACUUUGACGAUUAUGACCUGGACUUUCAGUCAGAACCGGAACUGGAAUUCGAUGUGGAAGACAAAGAGGCUGGCUGGGAAUGGGAGGAUAAGGCGGAAGACAAGGAGGAGGAAGAAAUGAUUGGAAAGGCACUGGAAGCGGCUAAAGCUCUCAGAGAAGAGCACGCAGAACAGAGGCGGAUUGAAAAGCUGUGCUUCGAGAAACCGGGCGACGCCGAGCUAGACACCCUGCGGCCAAUCCAGACCGAUGUGCUCACCACCAAGGUUGACGUCACUUGGUGGAAGAACAUGACGUACCAGCCGGGAAGUUGUGGAGAGCACAGGAACGGGAGUGGGCACUAUAUCCAUCUCAGCAAGCCAAUCAUGAAGAAGAAGCCGCGGGUGGAGAUUGUGGGGGUCUUGCUGCACUGGCUCCUACGCCUCUGGAUCCAACUGCACAUGAAGAGACCGCCCAUGGAUGACAAAAAGAAGAGGCAUAAACACCAAUUCCACUCUGCGGUGGAGUGGGUGGAGGCGAGGGUCGAUAUUGAGAUCCCAAUCUCCCACAACAUCUAUGCUAAGGACGCUGCGGAGUUACGUGUUCACAAGUGGCGUUGUACACGGUGUGGAAGGACCUACUCCUCGGCACGGAAUAUGGCGCUGAGCAAGUUGAAGGAUGAGGGCAAAGGGUGUAGCCCGUAUGCGGCGCGGCACAAAAAGAAGUGCGGCAAAGCAGAUGCCUUUGUGAAGACCGCGGAUAAGACAGGACCGCUUCCCCUGCCCCCAGGAACCCAAUUCCCAGCCGCCGAUGCGGAAAAGGAGAGGGCGAGGGAGAAGGGGAAAGGAAAGCGGACCGCGGAGGAGGAGAAGACAAGCGGAAAGGACAAGAAGCAGAAGGCCACGGCAACGACUGGCCCUUCACAGGCCGACCGACGGAGUAUAUCAUGA
Messenger RNA from Fimicolochytrium jonesii, 933 nucleotides. RefSeq lists its product as uncharacterized. The transcript is spliced from 3 exons. The record is from RefSeq and is a predicted model, not a curated record. Gene Ontology annotation, biological process: DNA damage response. Gene Ontology annotation, cellular component: nucleus. The coding region runs from base 1 to 933 and encodes 310 amino acids. NCBI's taxonomy places the organism in Eukaryota, Fungi, Chytridiomycota, Chytridiomycetes, Spizellomycetales, Powellomycetaceae. Gene Ontology annotation, molecular function: metalloendopeptidase activity; single-stranded DNA binding; polyubiquitin modification-dependent protein binding.